AUGACUUUGAAAGUGAGCAGCAGAGCUGAUAUGACGAGGAAGUUAAGUGUCCUGGAUUCACCUGCGGCACCUGCCCGCGCCCCGAAGCCUCCACCUCCGCAGCGUCAGCCGAACCCUACACUCCACCCCAGCUCCCUGGAGGCACCGCCACCGCUCAGCAACCCGCCGGCAGGGCCAGGGCCCCCGGAGUCCGGCUCCCGCCCCACCCCGGCGGCAGAGGCCAGGCCCCGGCCCAGCACCGAAGCGAUCCUCACGAGGCCGGCCAGCCCGCCGCUCCCCUCCUCCGACUCGGUGCCGCACGCUACCUGCGCGGCCCGGCGGCGCGGGAGGCAUAGGCAGGGCGGUGGUGCGGACUCACCUGCGCCAGCCCCGUCAGCGCCGGCCGGACACUGCAGCUUCCUGGGGCGAGAGAGCGCCGGUUACGCGGCCUGGGCACCCUCAGCAGGCAGGGCCGGGACUCGGGCGGCCCCUCUGCGCCUGCGCCUCCGCGCGGCCGGGUCUCGAGGGGCACCGCCUGCAGCGAGGGCAACUGCCGGCCGAGGGGCUCGCGGGCGCUGCGGGAGGGCCGAUGCCUAG
This is a messenger RNA of Phodopus roborovskii (desert hamster), 576 nucleotides long. RefSeq lists its product as uncharacterized. The record is from RefSeq and is a predicted model, not a curated record. Bases 1 to 576 code for a protein of 191 amino acids. Lineage: Eukaryota; Metazoa; Chordata; Mammalia; Rodentia; Cricetidae. The transcript is spliced from 3 exons.